AUGAAGAGCCUGAACGAGGCUCCUGGGAGUGAAACCCGAGAAAAUCAAUCUGAGACAUCCCAUAAUAAGAGUCUGCUUCUCACUGAACCAUGGAAACCAUGCCGACGGACCCGUGCCAUUGUCAAAGAGUGGCUGAUGAAGCUAAUCAGUUGUUUGGGGACCGUGUGUGGGAUCGAGUGGUAUGGCUAUAUGGCUCUAGGCAUUUUGACUGCCAUCCUCAGCUUCCUCAUGGACCUAACUGUAACAAAGCUGCUGACAGCUCACCAGUGGCUUUAUGUGAAGCUGGAGGGCAACAGUCUGCUACAGUUCUUCUGCUGGACUCUUUACCCAGCAUGCCUCUGUGCUGUCGCAUCAUCUUUCUCCCACAACAUCUGUCCCUUCUCCACAGGCUCGGGGAUACCAGAGGUGAGAACCAUGCUGGCUGGUAUUGAAAUGCCUCAUUACUUAUCUCUCACUAAUAUGUUUACCAAGUUCCUGGGCCUUAUCUGUACACUGGCAGCCGGCAGCACUGUUUUCCUGGGGAAAGUGGGUCCUUUUGUGCAUCUUUCCACCAUGGUUGGAGUCUACCUGAGCAAUCUCUGCACACUUAUACAAGCCAAAAAGAAGGAAAAAGCUGCUGGAGAAAUACUGGUUGUGGCCUCUGCAGUUGGGGUAGCCAGCUGCUUCGGAGCUCCCAUCAGCGGUGUGUUGUUCAGCGUGGAGGUGAUGUCUUCUCACUUUGCCCUGAGGCAUUACUGCCCAUGUUUCUUCUCAGCCAUCUGUGGGGCGUUGACCUUCCGGCUGUUCUCAGUGUGGAGUGGAGAUGGAGAGACUCUUCGGGCAUUGUUCAAAACUAAUUUCCCCACAGCUUUACCUUUCUAUCCACUGGAGAUUUUGCUGUUUGCUUUCCUGGGGCUGCUGUGUGGAGCUGUGAGCUGCUGCUAUCUCUUCUGCCAUCGGUGGAUCCUGCAAUUCACCAAAACAAACCCGAUGUUUAACAAGAUGCUGACGACAGAGAAGGCCCUAUAUUCAGGCAUGGUGGUCUUCUUCCUGGCAUCUCUGACAUUUCCCCACUCUGUUGGUCAAUAUAUGGCUUCUAAGCACACCAUGAAGCAGCUCCUCACCUCCUUACUGGAUAGCAGGCAGUGGAGCUCUUACUCCCACAAUGCCACUGUUCAGCCUUUGUUGGAGUGGAUCUCACCAGGGAGUCCUGUCCACCUUUCUUUGACUGUCUUUCUGCUCAUGAAGAUGUGGAUGUUGGUCCUCGCCUGCACUCUGCCUCUGCCAGCUGGAUACUUCAUGCCAGUGUUUGUCUAUGGGGCAGCUUUGGGCCGUUUGCUUGGAGAAGGAGUAGCUUAUGUAUCUGCCACUGGACUGACUUCAGGCCAGCAGUGGGGUUCUAUAAAUCCUGGGGGCUACGCACUUGCUGGUGCAGCAGCCUUCUCCGGGGCUGUGACACAUACCUUGUCCCCAGCUCUCCUGGCUCUAGAGUUAACUGGCCAGUUCAGCCAUGCUGUACAUCUCUCCGCCACUCUGCUGGCCAACGCCGCUGGCUCGCCUCUGGGCACCCGCCCGUCGUUCCUAUGCAUGCGCUCGUCAACAGCACGAGGCUCCCCAACACACCUGCCUUCUCUUGAUGAAGGCCUGCCCCGAGUACAGCUUCUCUCCACACCAGUCGGACAGGUUUUGGGAGAGAAAUCCGUGCAGCUUCAGAAAGCAGCUGUGCCAGUGGAGGUCCAGCAUGCUGUCAACACCAGCACUGAAACACAAAUCCCUGUGGUGGACUCACAUGACUCGCAGGUUUUACUGGGGUUUGUCCUCCGAUCAGAGCUGCUGAUGUUUCUGCGUCACUGUAAGACUGAGGUUCUGGAGAAACAUCUGGAUGAAGUCUGCUGCAUUUAUCCAAACUCAGUCUUAUUAUCACCUCACAACACCGUUCAGGAGGCCCACAGUAUCCUGAGUCUUAUUGGACACCAGACCUUGUUUGUGGCAGACAGGGGAAGGCUGAUCGGUCUCAUCACAUGGCCAGAGAUGAAGAGAAUAAUAGAAGACUUGGCCAAAAAAAUGUAAGCAACGACGCCCAGGAAUCAAGCAUAUCCCUUCACCUUUUUUUAAGAAAACACAAAUCCAUCUUUUCUUGAUUAAAGCUUGACUCUGAUAAUGAUAUCCCUUCUUCAUUUCCCAAGCGUAACACACAAAAUUGUCAUUAGCUGGAAGCCCCUAUGAUAAACAUUAAUCAGAGCUUAUUGUCUUGCCUCUUAUUGUAAUUAGCAGGAUCUCGUCCACUGAGGAGACUACAAACUAUCUCAUUCACUGAUCUGCAUUUUGUGACAUAUAUUAUUAAAAGUGUUCCUACCCACACUAAUAUCCAGUGGGGAUGAAAACAAAAACCUGUGAAACUGUUUGUACGGCAAUUAACACAAUGUAACCCUGCUGCAAGUAUCUCUUCAGCUCCAUGGAGCCUUCGGUUUAUAUUUAUUUCAGUACACUAUGAAACGUCACGUUGCAGACAACUGAAACGUCCUUGAGAUAAGUAAAACAUCAUGUCCAUCACACUUAUAUUGCCUGGUUUGACAAAGUUGCAUCAGCGUCUAGUGGUGAUGCAAGCUCCUAGUGGCUCAUACAGCUUCAGUAUUUCACCCUUUAAAUUCUCCCAGGAAUUGUAUUUCAAGAUUUUGCAACAAACAUCUCAAAUGGAGUCCCAAGUUAAAGCUACUAUGUGUUGAACUUUAAGAUUUCUGGUAUUGGCACUCCCCCAGUGGUAGCGUCUAAAAAGACACUGUGGCAUACAGAAAUGUAUUGCCUUCAUUGUCUCCUUUUUCUAUGUGAAAGCAAAAACUUGCCAUUAUAUCCAUUCAAAAUCUAUGUGAUUUCUCACAUUUACGUCAGUAUUAUGGGAAGAGUUGCCUUGGUAACGAGAUUCCUGCUCGGCUUAAUCAAAUCAUGAUUGCAGUUCAAAUGAUUGUAAGUGCUUUUCUGGUGUGAUUGUUGAAACUCAGGAAAAAUGUGAAUCACAAAAUAAACAUCACCAAUCCGAAUAAAAUGAAUAAAAAGAAUAACUUGCGUUGUCAGAUUAACCUGGCGACAUAAAAGGGAAAGUCUGAAGCAACAAAUGUGGCAAAAUAUGACAAAUAAAAUCAAGGAUCCAUAUGGUUCUCUUUGUCUAAAAAUACACUCUUUAUGUUACAUUCUGCCCAUCAAUGAAAAAUAAAUGUCAGAUUUUAAAGGAUCUUCUUUUAUCCUUCCCCCAUCAUUUCUAUUGGUUAUGAUUACGCAAUUACGAUCUUGUUA
Messenger RNA from Morone saxatilis (striped sea-bass), 3270 nucleotides. RefSeq names its product chloride channel K (gene clcnk). Lineage: Eukaryota; Metazoa; Chordata; Actinopteri; Moronidae. Gene Ontology annotation, cellular component: membrane. The record is from RefSeq and is a predicted model, not a curated record. Gene Ontology annotation, biological process: transmembrane transport; chloride transport. Gene Ontology annotation, molecular function: voltage-gated chloride channel activity.